AGCUGGAAAACCCUGCGGUAAGACCCUCUGCACAGCCCCUUUUCAUUGUCUGUUUUUGGCGCCUGCGCAGUCAGAGAUAGUUGGGACUGAGCCGGGAAGGGGGUAGGGCCGGGCUCCUCGCCCUUUCCCCAGGCGCCUGCGCAUUAGGCGGCCGCUCUUUGCCGUUACCGCUAUGUGUGGGGCGUGUAUGGAAUAACGUUGGUGCCCAGCGGAGCCGAGGGGCCGGGAUCUUGAUCCCAGCGGCAGGGACGACGACGACAGCGGCGACGACACUGUCGGGGGAGGACGGCGUGCAAGAGACUCACGGGACGCGACGCGCCCCGCCUCCCCCGUCCGGUCCCUCUCUCCGCGGUGAGGGGAUGACGUAGCUUUGCCAAAGACUUAGAAGCUAAGCAGAAAAUGAGCUUAACAUCCUGGUUUUUGGUGAGCAGUGGAGGCACUCGCCACAGGCUGCCACGAGAAAUGAUUUUUGUCGGAAGAGAUGACUGCGAGCUCAUGUUGCAGUCUCGUAGUGUGGAUAAGCAACAUGCUGUAAUCAAUUAUGAUGCCUCUACGGAUGAACAUUUGGUUAAAGAUUUAGGCAGCCUAAAUGGGACUUUUGUGAAUGAUGUAAGGAUUCCAGAACAGACUUACAUCACCUUGAAACUUGAAGAUAAGCUGAGAUUUGGAUAUGAUACAAAUCUUUUCACUGUAGUACGAGGAGAAAUGAGGGUCCCUGAAGAAGCUCUAAAGCAUGAGAAGUUUACCAUUCAGUUUCAGUUGUCCCAGAAAUCUUCAGAACCGGAAUUAUCAAAAUCCGCAUGUGCCAAAAGCAUAGAUUCCAAGGUUGCAGAUACUGCAACAGAAGUACAGCACAAGGCUACAGAAGCACUAAAAUCUGAGGAAAAAGCCAUGGAUACUUCUGCUAUGCCCCGUGGUACUCCAUUAUACGGACAGCCAUCAUGGUGGGGGGACGAUGAGGUGGAUGAGCAAAGGGCGUUCAAGUCAAGUGGCAAACCAGAAGAAAAAAGUCAAGAAACUGGAACACCAGGGUGCAGCUUAGAUGCCAAGCAAGUUGAGGAACAAUCUGCAGCUGCAAAUGAAGAAGUACUUUUUCCUUUCUGUAGGGAACCAAGUUAUUUUGAAAUCCCUACGAAAGAAUUUCAGCAACCAUCACAAAUAACAGAAAGCACUAUUCAUGAAAUCCCAACAAAAGACACACCGAGUUCCCAUACGACAGGUGCAGGGCAUGCUUCUUUUACCAUUGAAUUUGAUGACAGUACCCCAGGGAAGGUAACUAUUAGAGACCAUGUGACAAAAUUUACUUCUGAGCAGCGCCACAAGUCAAAGAAGUCUUCUCCCGGAACUCAAGACCUGCCAGGGAUUCAAACUGGAAUGAUGGCACCUGAAAACAAAGUAGCUGACUGGCUAGCACAGAACAACCCUCCUCAGAUGGUCUGGGAAAGAACGGAAGAGGAUUCCAAAAGUAUUAAAAGUGAUGUUCCAGUUUACUUGAAAAGGUUGAAAGGAAAUAAACACGACGAUGGUACACAGAGCGAUUCAGAAAAUGCCGGGGCUCCCAGGCGCUGCAGCAAACGGGCAACACUUGAGGAACACUUAAGGCGCCACCACUCAGAGCAGAAAAAGCUACAGAAGGCUCAGGCUGCCGAAAAGCAUCUAGACCAAGCUGUUACUAGCUCUGCGCAUCACAGAGGGGGGCAUGGUGUUCCACAUGGGAAAUUGUUAAAACAGAACUCAGAGGAGCCAUCGGUGUCAAUUCCCUUCCUACAAACUGCAUUGUUAAGAAGUUCAGGGAGUCUUGGGCACAGACCGAGCCAGGAGAUGGAUAAAAUGUUAAAAAGUCAAGCUACUGCUGCUACUUCUGAAAAGGAUAAUGAUGAUGACCAAAGUGACAAGGGUACUUAUACCAUUGAGUUAGAGAAUCCCAACAGUGAGGAGGUGGAAGCAAGAAAAAUGAUUGACAAGGUGUUUGGAGUAGAUGACAAUCAGGAUUAUAAUAGGCCUAUUAUCAAUGAAAAACAUAAAGAUCUGAUAAAAGAUUGGGCUCUCAGUUCUGCCGCAGUAGUAAUGGAAGAAAGAAAGCCACUCAGUACACCUGGGUUUCACAACUCAGAGGAAGGCACAUCUUCAUCUGGAAGCAAGCGUUGGGUUUCACAAUGGGCUAGUUUGGCUGCUAAUCAUACAAGGCAUGAUCAAGAAGAAAGGAUAAUGGAAUUGUCUGUACCUGUUUCUUUAGAGAAUGAUACAGAUAUCAGUGAAUCGGGCAUUUCAAUGAGAAGCACUGGCUCAUUAACUUCAUUGGCUAGUCAGGGAGAGAGAAGGAGACGAACCCUUCCCCAGCUUCCAAAUGAAGAAAAGUCUUUGGAGAGCUGCAGAGGAAAGGUUAUGACACAGAGGUCAGAGAUAGGAGAAAAACAAGACACAGAGCUUCAGGAGAAAGAAGCCCCUACACAGGUAUACCAGAAGGAUAAACAAGACACCGACAGGGCCCGGAACAUAGUGAACCGCGCAGUAAAUGGGGAGACUCUUAAAACUGGUGGAGAUACUAAGACUCUGCUGCACUUAGGCAGCGCUUUGUCUGGAAAGGAGAAAAGUGAAACUGAUAAGGAAGCUUCUUUGGUAAAGCAAACCUUAGCUAAACUUCAGCAACAGGAACCAAAGGAUCAGGCCCAGUGGACAUCUACUAAAUUAUCUUCCAAAAAUCUUGCAGGUCAGAUAGAGAGGUGUAGGGAGGAGUCUUUUAAACAAGAGUCACAACCUCAAGACAGAAUUCCAGGACAUUCUGCAAGCAAAGGAGACAGGGCAAUACAAAAUGAGGGCAAGCGAAGAAAAGCUGAGGAAAUUCUAAAAAGUCACACUUCAAAGGGGGGAGACAAGAAGGAAUCCUCCAAGCCAUUAGUGCGACAAGGAAGCUUCACUAUAGAGAAACCUACCCCAAACAUCCCCAUAGAGCUUAUCCCCCAUAUAAAUAAACAGACUUCGUCUACACCGCCAUCUUUAGCAUUAACAUCGGCCAGCAGAAUACGAGAAAGAAGCGACUCCAUGGAUACUGAUUCCAGCAUGGACACAACCCUUAUUCUAAAAGAUACAGAAGCAGUCAUGGCGUUUCUCGAAGCUAAACUGCGUGAAGACAAUAAAACCGAUGACGGCCCAGACACUCCCAGUUAUAACAGAGACAACUCCAUCUCCCCGGAAUCUGAUGUGGACACAGCUAGUACAAUCAGUCUGGUUACCGGCGAGACUGAAAGGAAGUCAACCCAAAAGCGAAAGAGUUUCACUAGCCUCUAUAAAGAUAGGUGUUCCACAGGUUCUCCUUCCAAAGAUGUGACAAAAUCAUCAUCUUCCGGUGCUAGGGAGAAAAUUGAAAAGAAAACAAAAAGCCGGUCCACCGACGUAGGCUCAAGAGCAGAGGGUCGUAAAUUUGUACAAUCCAGUGGAAGAAUAAGACAGCCUUCGGUAGAUUUAACAGACGACGACCAAACCUCUAGCGUACCUCAUUCUGCCAUCUCAGAUAUCAUGUCAUCGGAUCAGGAAACGUACUCUUGUAAACCUCAUGGAAGGACUCCGCUUACCUCAACCGACGAGCAUGCACAUUCCAAACUGGAAGGAAGUAAGGUCACUAAAUCCAAGACCUCGCCCACUGUGCCUGGUUCGUCCAGCAAAUCCACCACUCUUCCAAGGCCACGACCUACCAGGACUUCCCUGUUGCGCAGAGCACGCCUUGGUGAAGCUUCAGACAGUGAACUUGCCGAUGCCGACAAAGCAUCCGUUGCUUCUGAAGUGUCCACAACAAGUUCAACAUCGAAACCUCCCACAGGCAGGCGGAACAUCUCUAGGAUUGAUUUAUUGGCUCAGCCUCGCAGAACGAGGCUUGGCUCCUUGUCAGCUCGCAGUGACUCUGAAGCAACCAUCUCUAGAAGUAGUGCCUCUUCACGGACCGCGGAAGCCAUCAUUAGAAGUGGAGCCCGAUUAGUUCCUUCAGAUAAGUUUUCUCCUAGAAUCAGAGCUAACAGCAUCUCUCGACUCUCAGACUCCAAGGUCAAAAGCAUGACCUCAGCACAUGGCUCUCCUUCAGUAAAUUCAAGAUGGAGGCGCUUUCCUACUGAUUAUGCUUCCACCUCAGAAGAUGAAUUUGGAUCAAACCGUAAUUCCCCUAAACAUACCCGUCUACGUACUUCUCCAGCCCUGAAAACGACUCGAUUGCAGAGCUCUGGGUCAGCAAUGCCUACUAGUUCUUCGUUCAAGCACCGGAUCAAAGAACAGGAAGACUACAUCCGAGAUUGGACUGCCCAUCGGGAAGAGAUAGCCAGGAUCAGCCAAGAUCUUGCUCUCAUUGCUCGGGAAAUCAACGAUGUAGCAGGAGAGAUAGAUUCAGUGACGUCAUCAGGCACUGCCCCUAGUACCACAGUAAGCACUGCCGCCACCACCCCUGGCUCUGCCAUAGACACUAGAGAAGAGUUGGUUGAUCGUGUUUUUGAUGAAAGCCUCAACUUCCGAAAGAUCCCCCCAUUAGUUCAUUCUAAAACACCAGACGGGAACAACUGUCGGUCUAAUGAUUCAAGACCUCAGCCGUCAGAGCCACCGGAUCACUUAACAAUUACAAGGCGGAGAACCUGGAGCAGGGAUGAAGUCAUGGGAGAUAAUCUGCUGCUGUCUUCCGUCUUCCAGUUCUCCAAGAAGAUAAGACAGUCUAUAGAUAAAACAGCUGGGAAGAUCAGAAUAUUAUUUAAAGAUAAAGAUCGGAAUUGGGAUGAAAUAGAAAGCAAGUUAAGAGCUGAAAGUGAAGUUCCUAUUGUGAAAACCUCAAGCAUGGAGAUUUCUUCUAUCUUACAGGAGCUGAAAAGCGUUGAAAAGCAGCUACAAGCAAUCAAUGCUAUGAUUGAUCCAGAUGGAACGUUGGAGGCUCUGAACAACAUGGGAUUUCCCAGCGCCAUGCUGCCGUCUCCGCCCAAGCAGAAGUCCAGCCCUGUGAAUAACCACAGCAGCCCGGGUCAGACACCAACACUGUGCCAGCCAGAAGCUAGGGUCCUUCAUCCUGCUGCUACCUCAGUCUCAGCUGAAUUUGAGAACACAGAAUCUGAGGCUGAUUUCAGUAUACAUUUCAAUAGGUUCAACCCUGACGGGGAAGAGGAGGAUGUUGCAGUACAUGAAUGACUCUCUCUCUUGAUUGUUAGAAAAUAAUUACCUGUGGAAUGACUAGGAAUAUCAGCAGCAGCAUAGUGUUGACUUGUGCAAAACACGACAGCUUGGUCAAGUACAAUCUUGUUAUCUCUGGCUUCUUAAUUUUAUUUAUUUAUUUUUUUCCUAUAACGUGGUGUCAUAGUCAUCCUUUCAAGCCAUUUAGAUAACCACUUGAUGCACAUAUAGGAAAAAGCAGAUUGUGGCAAUUUCACCCCUUGUGGUUUUAUGAUUUUCAAAUUGAAUUAUAUACUUGCAUUCUUUCCCUUCAUAGAUUUUUGUGUUUUUGUUUUUGUUUUUAAGCCAUGCUGUGACCUACAAGCAAACUAAAUACCCACCAUUUUCAGACCCCCAUGUCUCCUGUGCCAAGCUGCUCCCUGAAAUGGACUCUCUCUUCAUCUGUACAGAUUUGUUAAACACUUAUAUUUGCUUCUCAAAAAUAGGAUUUCUAUUAGUACUCAUUACCAUUGGAUACAAUGACAUAUUACUCUCUACACUCAAACUGACCUUUCAAAACAGUCAGUCUUGUGUUCUAAAAUUUUCCAACAUAUAUGUGAUUUAUAUAACUUUGUUGCUACGUAAAUUGUCUUGGGGUUUACUAAGAUGAACUAUUAUGUUUGCACUAAGAUUUGCUGGGAGUGGUAGGUGGACAUAUCUAUAUAUCAAUAAGGACUAACCGUCUUUUUUUGUACAUAGGAGAUUGAUAAUACUGUAUUUGUUUUAACCCCACAGUGUUUUACUCCACUUUCGAAAAGAUGAAUUUGGCACUUUUUUCAAUUUUCUUUUUUUAUGGAAGUAAGAUUUUGUCUCUCAUUUUAGGGCAAAUGAUAACUAGAAAGAUGAAACUAGACGGAUAGUUUAAGUGGAGUAUAUUUUUAAAACUAAGAACAUGUAUAUUGUUUUCCUGUGUUCCCAAGUUUAUAUGUGACAGUUGGAAAAAAAAAAUUCCCUUGAAAUGAUCAUGAAGGUAAAUUUUUCUUCAUUAGGAGACUUGGAGAUCCAGUAGGCUAAGAUUAGUUGAUAGUUUCACUCCCAAGCAGUGAAUUGCUUCUGUGUGUUUCCCUGUAGGACCCAGUAGUAAAUCCUGUCUGUCUGACUCAUUUGUAAGAACCCUGCAAGAUGACAAAGGCGUUAGGUCUGUGCAACUAAACGGGAAGCCUGUGAAAAAUACCUAUGAUAAACUUGCUUUUUCUCUUUCCAGUAAGGUCACAUUUGGAUAAGUUUAAAAAGAAAGUAAUUAUCUUUGUGUUUCCAGAACACUAUAAUUUGGGUGAAUCUUAAUUCAGUUAAAUAUGAUUAGUAGACUUGGAUUUUCCCCCUGACCCCAUCAGUCUAUAAAGGUUAAAACUGCAGCCUUGCAAAUUUAUGAAAUGGUCUUUAAUAUUUCAGCAAUAAUCCUGUGCUAUAUUUGUUUUAAGAAAGUAACUCUGUACACUUCAAAACGUUACAGGAUUUUUAAAAUCCUGUACUGUUGGGCCAGUUAAUAAAGACUCAAAAAGAACUCUUUGUAGAGAUGUAAAAACAAAAGUCUGUUGUAUACUGGAUCUCAUAUAUUUCUUUAAAUUUAAAAAAAAAAAGUUAAAUUAAUUAUUCUCCUUGUAAAGCUAAAUUCCCCAUUCUAGCUAAUAAAGUAAGACUGAAAAAAAGGUUUUAAAGAACAUGAAUGGAAAGAUACAAAUGUUUUGAAGGAAUAAAUGAAACAUUAAAACAGGGUCAAUCUAUUUGAAAAAAAAAGUCAAGCAAAAUGAUCACCAUUUUUCCCUUUUAUUUAAUAUUUGGGUACUGAUAACAUCCACAUGGAAGUGAAAGGUAAGGAGUUAUUUAGGAAAAUAUUAGCAUCUACUCUACUUACAUUAUUGUUUAAGUGUUUACACGGUUUUGUUUAAUUAUAAACAUUUGGCCUUUUACUAUGUUAUUUUUAUUUUUUAUGAAUACAUUAUUCUCCUUAUUUAUUUUUGUUACAUUUAUUACUUAUGUUAUUUUGUUAUGCAUUUACAACUCCAUUUUUAAAUAAAGUGUUUCUGGAACU
Hipposideros armiger (great roundleaf bat) is the source of this 7207-nucleotide messenger RNA. It is a transcript of the gene CEP170, whose product is annotated as centrosomal protein 170. Gene Ontology annotation, molecular function: protein binding. Bases 400 to 5154 code for a protein of 1584 amino acids. The record is from RefSeq and is a predicted model, not a curated record. Lineage: Eukaryota; Metazoa; Chordata; Mammalia; Chiroptera; Hipposideridae. The transcript is spliced from 20 exons. Gene Ontology annotation, cellular component: centriole.